CUAGCCUAUAUAUCUCUGUAAAAGCCUCUUCUUCACCCAGCGUGCACUGUGAUGGCAGUACUCACUGCGCAUGCGCACACAAUCACAAAAAUGCCCGCUGCCUGACAGACAGUCGAAAGCAAAUCAGCUGAAGCAAUAUGGCCAGCUAGUUUCUCUCUCUUUCUCUCUUUCUUUGUGCCGGUUGACGUGUGAGGUCAGAGGUCAUGGCUGUGGAUUGUGGUGUGUUCGUGGACUGGUCUCAGAUGGACGAUGUGUCUCGCGACGCGGCUCCCGGUAAGACCGAAUAUAAAGACAUAAAGGAGUUAAAACAGCACGCACGCUCGGGCCAGUGGGGCAAAAACCACAGCCAGCGCUCAGCCGUUUACCAGCACCUGCUCAAAGCCCUCCCGUGCCGUACCGUCACCCCGGAUGCCGAGGUCUACCGGGACAUCAUGGGGAAUUCAAACAGCAAGCGCAACCCAUCCGCGUACCUGUUGCCGGAGUUCGUGGACGGGAUGGCAGUGCCGCGUUACUGUCUGAAGGCCGAAUCCGUGGGAUCGGUGCAUGCUGUGAUCUCCUGCGUGGCAGGGCAGUUCCCGGAUAUAUCGUACUGCCCGUGUUUGCCGGCGGUGACGGCGCUGUUGCUGCACUGGAGCGCGGAUGAAGCUCAAUGCUUCGAGAGCGUCAGCCGCAUGUUAGCUUGCAACGAACCCGGGCGGCGUUUGUUAGAUCAGACUUUCCUCGCAUAUCAAUCGGCCUGCAUGACCUUCGGUGACCUCGUGCAUAAGUACUGCCCUGCUGCGCAUAAGCUGAUGGUUGCCACUGCGACGGACGUGCUGGAGGUGUACUCUGAUUGGCAGAGGUGGGUUCUGGGCGACCUUCCCUUCAGCUUCGCUGCGCGCGUGAUGGACGUGUUUUUGGUGGAGGGGUACAAGGUUCUUUACCGCGUCGCACUGGCGAUAUUGAAGUUUUAUCGCAAGCAGUGUGUGGCUUCCGGCUCGGCCUUAACCAAGAAGGAGUCGGCGGCGGUCAGGAGUGAAAUUCAGACCUUCGUGCAGAACAUCGGGAAAAGCGUGACGCCGGAAAAGCUGCUGGAAAAGGCUUUCUCCAUCCGCCUGUUCAGCCGCAAAGAGAUCACGCUGCUUCAGCUGGCCAAUGAGAAAUCACUCCAGCAGAAAGGCAUCACCGUCAAACAGAAAAGGCAAAAUGUCCAUUUAGCCGUGAACGCAGAUAAUUUCAGCUCCGAGAUCGUCGGCGCUAAAGAGAUCCGAGAUGUCUGGUCGUGGAUCCCGGAGCGUUUCGCUUUGUGUCAGCCGCAGCUUCUCUUCACCACGUCCACGCACGGCUGCAGCCUGAACCGGUUUUAUUCACAUUGUGAGGGAUACGAGCCGACACUAAUGCUCAUCAGAACUACAGAUGGAGAGGUGUGCGGGGCCUUCCUGUCCACUGAUUGGGAGGAGCGGAAGAGAGGCGGGAACAAGCUCAGCUUCUUUGGCACUGGAGAGUGUUUCGUCUUCACAAUGAAGCCAGAGAUGGAGCGUUAUGAGUGGGUCAUCAUCAAACACCCAGAGCUGGCGAGUGCGGCCCAGCCCGCAGGCGAUGAACACACCGGUGGCGAAGACAACGGUGGACCUCUAUCUCUAGAGAAACCAGCCACAGACCCGUCUCAGCUGUCCCCGUUCCUGUCUGCUCGACACUUCAACCUGAACUCGAGGAACACCUCCAUGUUCAUGGCAGGAAACGUCGACUCCAUCAUUAUCGGAGGAGGGGAUGGUAACGCUCUGUACAUCGACUCCGAGCUGAACCACGGCCGGACCGAACGCUGCCUGACCUUCGACAACCCUCCGCUGUGUGCCGAGAGCUUUCAGAUCGCCCUGCUGGAGGUGUGGGGCUUCAGAGACGCCAUGGCAUCAUAAGAGCGGCUCUCCACGUCUGCA
Rhinichthys klamathensis goyatoka is the source of this 1916-nucleotide messenger RNA. RefSeq names its product TBC1 domain family, member 24 (gene tbc1d24). Bases 204 to 1895 code for a protein of 563 amino acids. The record is from RefSeq and is a predicted model, not a curated record. NCBI's taxonomy places the organism in Eukaryota, Metazoa, Chordata, Actinopteri, Cypriniformes, Leuciscidae. The transcript is spliced from 7 exons.